Geosmithia morbida is the source of this 1182-nucleotide messenger RNA. RefSeq names its product GTP-binding protein. The transcript has a single exon. Gene Ontology annotation, molecular function: GTP binding. Gene Ontology annotation, cellular component: mitochondrion. NCBI's taxonomy places the organism in Eukaryota, Fungi, Ascomycota, Sordariomycetes, Hypocreales, Bionectriaceae. The coding region runs from base 1 to 1182 and encodes 393 amino acids. The record is from RefSeq and is a predicted model, not a curated record.
AUGAGCCUAUUCUCCCCCGCCAGGCCACUGCUACAGCGAGCCAAUAUCCUCUCCAGCAGCAGCCGUCUACGCCAUCUAUCCACAGGCACAGGAGGCGACCCCAUCUCACCCGACGACGAUGGCAAUAGCACGCUACGCAAGAGCAAGAAGAAGGGGUCCCGCGGGAACCCCAUCACCGAAUCCCUAGCACCCCUGGACACCAUCCGUAUCGUCGGCAGCGUAUCAGCGUCGGCAGAUGCCUCGAAGACGGCGGCGGCGGCGCCCCCCAAGGAGACCAAGGAGGAACGCCGCGCAGCCUCGGCGGCAGACAGGUUCUUCCGACGAGGCUACGACUUCCUCUACUCGGCCGAGGGUUUGCCGACGCACCGACCCAACGCGGCGACGCCCGAGGUCGUCGUCCUGGGCGCCUCCAACGCAGGUAAAUCCUCCUUCCUCAACAGUCUCCUCGGCAGGAGCGACGCCGCACGCGUGAGCUCCCGGCCGGGACACACCAUCACCAUGAAUGCCUUUGGCGUGGGGCGUCGCGGUAGCGAAGACAACGGCAGCAACAAGAACGGCAGCGGCAACGUCAACAGCCGCGGCGGUGGCAACGGCGGAGGUGGAGGUGUAGGCGGCGGAGCCGACAGGCAUUCCGGACACGGUCUGAUCCUCGUCGACACCCCGGGGUACGGACACGCCAGCCGGAAGGGAUGGGGCGACUCCAUCUGCCGGUACGUGGAGAGGCGUACCAUGCUGAGGGGUGCCGUCGUCCUCGUCCCCGCGCAGAAGGGCCUGCACGCCAUGGACCGCUGGGUCCUCCGCAUGCUGGCCGAGCGCAACAAGCGCGUCCUCGUCGUCCUGACAAAGGCCGACAUGGCCGGGCGGGACUGGUGGGGCGGUUGCCGGGACCUGGCCGCCGACGUGCGCGCCGAGAUGCGUCGGCUCGAGGCCAGGCUGGACAACGGCUGGCGCGAGGGCGACGGCUGGAUCACCACCGUCUACGCCACAGCGGCCGGCUGGCCUAGGAGGCGCUCCGUCGGUCAGGCCCCGGGCAUGUCUGGCGCGCGCGUCGCCAUCCUGGAGCACCUCGCUGGCUUCGCGCUCCAGGAAAAGGUCGAGACCAAGCCUAGCGAUGUCUCGUACGGGGGGGAAAUCGUCUCUUGGGAUGACAUCCUCGCCCAGACUUCGUCGUCGGACAAGUGA